This is a messenger RNA of Eremomyces bilateralis CBS 781.70, 1029 nucleotides long. RefSeq lists its product as uncharacterized. The coding region runs from base 1 to 1029 and encodes 342 amino acids. The record is from RefSeq and is a predicted model, not a curated record. Gene Ontology annotation, molecular function: arylformamidase activity. NCBI's taxonomy places the organism in Eukaryota, Fungi, Ascomycota, Dothideomycetes, Eremomycetales, Eremomycetaceae. The transcript has 5 exons.
AUGGCUCAGGAGAUCAACCUCCCUGACUUCGACUCCUUACCCAAGGUCGAGGGAAUGCCCCAAGGCUGCGCCUGGGGUAUUUUCGAUAAGGAUGGUGAGAAGGACGUAUUCGGAACCCUAAAUCUGCUCACGCCGAGUGUCGUGAAAGCUGCGGCUGCAGAGGUCCAGGACGGCGUAACGAUAUCCCUCAACUGGGGCAUCGACAGUUUCAAGUCGCCGAUAAUCGGACGAAAGCUGCUCAGUCACAAGGUUCUAUGCUCCAAGGACAAACCCAAUUGGAAGUGGAUCUCCUUCGACGAUGAAAUCGAAUUCAACACCCAGUGUAGCAGCCAAUGGGAUAGCUUGUGCCACUUCGCGCACCAGCCCACUGGUCUCUUCUACAACGGAGCUCAACCGAGUGCUGAUGAUCUCAGCGACCCCGAGAAAGCGUUGCAAUUCCCAACCCUGAACCGCUGGCACACUCGUGGCGGCGUCGUCGGUCGCGGCGUUCUCAUCGACUACAAAGCCUACGCCGACGCCAACAACAUUUCCUAUUCCCCCUUCGAAAGCCACGCCAUCCCCAUCUCCACCAUCCAAUCCAUCGCCGAAUCCCAAGGAACGACCUUCCACCCCGGCGACAUCCUGCUCGUCCGUAGUGGCUUGACGGAAGCCAUGGAGGGGCUGGAUGCCGAUCAGCAGACCGCGGCGAUGACAAAUCCGACGAACGGCGGGUGCGUGGGCGUCGAGGGCACCGUGGAGGCGGCGAAGUGGUUCUGGAACCAGCACUUCGCGGCCGUCGCGGGCGAUAUGACCGCAUUUGAGGUGGUGGACGGGGCGAAGUUGUUUUCAGGCCUGGAUCCGGCGGAGGCGUUAGUGCUUCAUCAGUACUUCCUUGGGAUGUUUGGAAUGCCCAUUGGGGAGCUUUGGGAUUUGAAGGCGCUAUCGAAAGCUUGUGCGGAACGGAAGAAAUGGACGUUUUUGCUCACUUCCGUUCCUCUCAACUACUCCGGUGCGGUUGGGUCUCCGCCAAAUGCGCUGGCGAUCUUCUAG